AUGAGCCAUUCGCAGUUUCACACAUAUGACUACUGGCAGAAUCAACCAGAUAACUACCUUUGCGGCCCAGGGGCGGGGAUAUUGCUAUCCACCGUCGCCUGGGCACGAGGCCUCCCUGAAGGGGACCGGAAGGUGAGCUAUGUAAUCUGGAAGGGACGCACGAAGCGCCUGAUCGACCGCGAAGGCCCCCAGCGCACCGGGAACCCGCGACGACCAUCCAAUUGCCCCCCACUGGGCCCUCCAGGACCGGUCCGCACGCAGGUGAACCCUGCCGGGACGCCCUCACGGGCGCCGACAGGCUGCGGCAUAUGGUCCUCUGGUGGGGGUCCGGACCCCGCGGACACGCCGGCGAACGGCGGCUCCUGCAGGGCGGCUCCCCCGGGAAUCUGGGUUUCGAUGAUGGCCAGCGGCCAACGAUCCACAGACUCCGUCAGCGCCGGGGACCACGCAAGGGCCCCUGGGCUUCAGUCACCCCCCCAAACCGCGAAACACGGACCCCGGGGUGCGACGGCACAGGCUUCUUUCCGACUCCAACCGCACGCCCAGCACCGGGAAUCCUGCAACCUGGGUACUGUCAACCGCUCCCCGAAGGGGCAGCAACGUGGCACUCCCAGGCGGAGGAAACCGGCCUGCAGCGGCGGCGAGGCGGACACCUGGCCAUGGCGCCCCACGGCAGUUCGACCGCAGGGGGUGGUUGGCAGUCCCCGUUCCUGA
Messenger RNA from Monascus purpureus, 714 nucleotides. Lineage: Eukaryota; Fungi; Ascomycota; Eurotiomycetes; Eurotiales; Aspergillaceae. The record is from the annotation of a GenBank genome assembly.